AUGAAAAUCAACGAAAAAGUGCGAAUAAUUGGUCGAAAAUGCGAGCUCGUUCCGUACGAAGCCGCGCACGUGCCAAAAUACCAUAAAUGGAUGGAAGACGAGGAAAUUCGGCGGCUGACCGGAUCGGAGCCGUUAUCGCUGGAAGAAGAGUUCGAAAUGCAGAAGACGUGGCGGCAGGACGACGACAAACUCACUUUUGUCGUUUUGUGCCAUGAAAAUGAUGCGGAAACCCUAAAAUCAGAGGUUUUCAAUAAAAUUUGUGUAAAAAGUGACAUAAAUAAAAAUUUUAGGAGAAUCGAAUGGUCGGCGACGUGAAUCUGUUCAUAAACGAAGGGGAAGCAGAAGUGGAGGUGAUGAUUGCCGAGCCGAGUGGGCGAGGAAAAGGGAUCGGGCAGGAAGCCGUCCAAAUCAUCAUUUCCUAUGCUAUAAAUGUAGGUUUCGCUCAUUUUUCACACAGAAACCCUAUUAAAACACAAAGACCUUUCAGAAUCUUCAAAUUCGCAAAUUCUGCGUUAAAAUCACCGACGACAACGUGCCGAGUUUGUCGUUGUUCGAGAAGAAGCUGGAAUUCGUGCGCGUCAGUCACAGCCGCGCGUUUGGAGAGUACACUAUGGAGCUUCCCGAGGAAAAGAUCAACAAAUUUGCAGAUUAUCUGACGGAAAAUGCGCAAAUUUCCAGUUAUCCGCCGUAA
Messenger RNA from Caenorhabditis sp. 36 PRJEB53466, 691 nucleotides. Lineage: Eukaryota; Metazoa; Nematoda; Chromadorea; Rhabditida; Rhabditidae. The record is from the annotation of a GenBank genome assembly.